Messenger RNA from Lathyrus oleraceus (garden pea), 465 nucleotides. RefSeq lists its product as uncharacterized. Lineage: Eukaryota; Viridiplantae; Streptophyta; Magnoliopsida; Fabales; Fabaceae. The record is from RefSeq and is a predicted model, not a curated record. The transcript has a single exon. Gene Ontology annotation, molecular function: nucleic acid binding; zinc ion binding. The coding region runs from base 1 to 465 and encodes 154 amino acids.
AUGAAAAAGUGUUACAAGGGUGGGAAGUUAGGACAUUUGAUUGCUGAUUGCAAAGAGAAUAUGGUGACUUGCUACAACUAUGGUGAGCCAGGACAUAUCAUCACUCAUUUCGCGAAGCCUAAGCAAGCUUUAAGUGGAGGAAAGGUGUUCGCUCUGACGGGGACUCAGACUUCCAGUGAUGACAGGUUGAUCAGAGGUAUAUGUUAUAUUAAAAAUACGCCUUUGAUUGCUAUUAUUGAUAUUGGUCCUACCCAUUCUUUUAUUGUUGUUGACUGUGUGAAAAGGCUAGGCCUUAUUGUGUCUUCUAUGAGUGGAGAAAUCGUUAUCGAAACUCGUGCUAAGGGUUCGGUGACUACUACUUUAGUUUAUUUGAAUUGUCCUCUGAUAAUAUUUGAUAAAGAUUUUGGCAUUGAUCUUAUUUGCUUGCCGUUGGAGAAUAUUGAUGUUAUCUUAGGGAUAAACUAG